AUUAAAUUUUCUUUUCUCAAGCUUUACGUAAAUAAAGAGAGAAAUAAUAGUAAAAUAAACAAGUAUUUUUAAAUUCUCCCUUAGACGAACACUUAUUGCGUUAUAAUAAAAUUAUCCUAUAUCAUUAUGGAAGGUUGCAAUACACCAGUUGCAUCUGAGAAAGCUGCAUAUGAUCCUGGGUGGAACGACCCACCGAGUAUCGCGUAUAACGCGCAACAAACAACUCCAAAUAGGCCACGGAAUUUUCUAAACAAAAGGGUAGCAUUUCCCUUGUCUGGCAAUGCUAGCAAUCCAGUUUCGUCACCACCAGUUAACCUACCACCUUUACCAGGUGCAACACUACCACCACCACUUACUACAAAUGCAGUUCCUAAGAAUAAUGACACAGUGCAAGUAGAUACCAAUACGCUGGUAGAAGUAAAAAAUAUACUGUCAAAGAUACUAGAAGACAGUAGUGAGCUGGGCUCAAAAGUCGAGAGUGUUAAAAAGAAACUUAGCAUACUGGAAGAAAUGUGGGCAAAUGGUAAAUUAAAUACCCAAGUACAGAUUCAAAUGAAAGACUUGGCAUAUGCUUUAAGAGAUGAUGCUCCAAGUAAAGCAGACAUUAUACACAAAGCUCUGAUGGUAGACCAUGUCAGUGAGGUGAGCAGUUGGAUGCCAGGGGUGAGGCAACUGAUAUACAACUGCCUUGCUCGCUCGGAGCUACUGGCUAUAGAUAAAGAAGAAUAAUUA
Molecule: messenger RNA, 732 nt
Organism: Aricia agestis (brown argus)
Lineage: Eukaryota; Metazoa; Arthropoda; Insecta; Lepidoptera; Lycaenidae
Product: steroid receptor RNA activator 1
Exons: 3
Coding region: 127-729 (200 amino acids)
Biological process (GO): regulation of transcription by RNA polymerase II
Cellular component (GO): nucleus
Source: RefSeq, a predicted model, not a curated record